CACGCCCGCGCUCUCCGCUCCGCCGGGGUUUCAGUGGCGCCGGCGCCCCCUCGGCUGUUGUGGUGACUGGGGAUUUCUGGUGACCCCGGCCCACCGCAGGUCGCCUGCGGAGCGGUCCAGUACCGGCAGUGGCCCUCCGUCCUUGUCAUUGACCGUCCGCCCGCAGGCCUGGCCGCUCCCCCGCGGGGAGAAUUUCUCAGGGCCAUGUCCAGGCCGAGCAGCGUCUCCCCGCGGCCGCCGGUUCCUGGCGGCGGGGGCGGCCCAGCUCAGUGCGGCCCUGGGGGCGGGGGCCGGGCCAAGGGGCUGAAGGACAUUCGUAUAGACGAGGAGGUGAAGAUCGCAGUCAAUAUCGCUCUGGAGCGCUUCCGAUACGGGGAUCAGAGAGAAAUGGAAUUUCCUUCUUCUUUGACCAGCACUGAAAGAGCUUUUAUUCAUCGAUUGAGUCAGUCUCUUGGUUUGGUCUCUAAAAGUAAAGGAAAGGGAGCAAAUAGAUACCUAACUGUGAAGAAGAAAGAUGGAUCAGAAACAGCUCAUGCAAUGAUGACCUGUAAUUUGACUCAUAAUACAAAACAUGCUGUUAGGAGCCUAAUUCAGAGAUUUCCUGUCACCAAUAAAGAGCGUACUGAACUUCUGCCUAAAACAGAAAGAGGAAAUGUGUUUGCAGUUGAAGCUGAAAACCGGGAAAUGAGCAAAACAAGCGGGCGACUCAACAAUGGCAUACCUCAGAUUCCAGUGGAAAGAGGAGAAUCUGAAUUUGAUUCUUUCAGGCAGUCUCUGCCCGUGUUUGAGAAACAAGAAGAAAUUGUUAAAAUAAUUAAAGAAAAUAAAGUAGUUUUGAUUGUAGGAGAAACUGGAUCUGGAAAGACUACGCAGAUUCCUCAGUUCCUUUUAGAUGAUUGCUUUAAAAAUGGUAUCCCCUGCCGUAUAUUUUGUACCCAGCCAAGACGGUUAGCAGCAAUUGCUGUGGCCGAAAGAGUUGCUGCAGAGAGAAGGGAAAGGAUUGGUCAAACAAUUGGAUAUCAGAUCCGGUUAGAAAGCAGGGUUUCUCCAAAGACACUUCUGACAUUUUGCACUAAUGGGGUAUUGCUUCGUACGUUGAUGGCAGGAGAUAGUACAUUGUCGACUGUGACACAUGUUAUUGUGGAUGAAGUACACGAAAGGGAUCGAUUUAGUGAUUUUUUACUUACGAAGUUAAGAGAUCUUUUGCAAAAGCACCCAACUUUGAAACUUAUUCUUUCUAGUGCCGCCUUGGAUGUAAAUCUUUUUAUAAGAUAUUUUGGAAGUUGUCCAGUGAUAUAUAUACAGGGAAGACCAUUUGAAGUAAAAGAAAUGUUUCUGGAAGACAUCUUAAGAACUACUGGAUACACAAACAAAGAAAUGCUAAAAUACAAAAAGGAAAAACAACGAGAAGAGAAACAGCAAACCACCCUUACAGAAUGGUAUUCCGCUCAAGAGAAUACUUUCAAGUCUGAGUCUCAGAGGCAGAGAACUGUUCCCAAUGUGACUGAAGAGUAUGAUUUAUUGGAUGACGGUGGUGAUGCUGUCUUCAGCCAGUUGACAGAAAAAGAUGUGAAUUGCCUUGAACCAUGGUUAAUAAAGGAAAUGGAUGCUUGUCUCUCUGACAUAUGGCUACAUAAAGAUGUUGAUGCCUUUGCUCAGGUCUUUCACCUUAUUUUAACUGAAAAUGUUAGUGUUGAUUACAGGCAUAGUGAAACCAGUGCAACAGCUCUGAUGGUUGCUGCAGGACGAGGUUUUUCAAGUCAAGUAGAGCAGUUAAUUAGUAUGGGAGCCAACGUUCAUAGUAAAGCAUCAAAUGGCUGGAUGGCUUUAGAUUGGGCUAAACACUUUGGACAGACUGAAAUUGUGGAUCUUCUAGAAUCUUACAGUGCUUCACUGGAAUUUGGAAAUCUAGAUGAAAGUUCUCUGGUUCACACAAAUGGAAGUGACCUCAGUGCAGAAGACAGAGAGCUCCUGAAAGCUUAUCAUCACAGUUUUGAUGAUGAAAAAGUAGACUUGGAUUUGAUCAUGCACCUUCUAUACAAUAUCUGCCAUGGUUGUGAUGCUGGUGCAAUAUUAAUUUUCCUACCUGGAUAUGAUGAAAUUGUUGGACUGAGGGAUCGCAUCCUGUUUGAUGACAAGCGGUUUGCUGACAACACACAUAGAUACCAAGUCUUUAUGCUUCAUUCAAAUAUGCAAACAUCUGAUCAAAAGAAAGUAUUAAAAAACCCACCUGCCGGUGUUCGAAAAAUAAUCCUUUCCACCAAUAUUGCUGAAACCAGCAUCACAGUCAACGAUGUUGUCUUUGUUAUUGAUUCUGGUAAGGUGAAAGAGAAAUCCUUUGAUGCACUGAAUUUUGUUACAAUGUUAAAAAUGGUGUGGAUUUCCAAAGCUAGUGCCAUACAACGAAAAGGCAGGGCAGGGAGAUGCAGACCUGGAAUUUGUUUCCGGCUGUUCAGUAGACUCCGAUUCCAGAAUAUGUUGGAAUUUCAGACUCCAGAACUUUUGAGAAUGCCAUUACAGGAACUUUGUUUACAUACUAAGCUGUUAGCCCCAGUGAAUUGUCCUAUUGCUGAUUUCCUAAUGAAAGCUCCAGAACCACCACCAGCUCUAAUUGUAAGAAAUGCUGUACAAAUGCUUAAGACAAUAGAUGCAAUGGAUGCAUGGGAGGAUCUCACUGAGCUGGGCUAUCACUUGGCUGACCUGCCCGUGGAGCCACAUCUUGGUAAAAUGGUCCUGUGCGCUGUCGUCUUAAAGUGUCUGGACCCCAUCCUCACAAUUGCCUGCACGCUAGCCUCUCGAGACCCCUUUGUCCUGCCGGCCCAGGCCUCUCAAAGACGGGCGGCCAUGCUUUGUAGGAAACGCUUCACUGCGGGAACUUGCAGUGACCACAUGGCCCUUCUCAGAGCGUUCCAGGCAUGGCAGAAAGCACGAAGUGAUGGAUGGGAGCGAGCCUUUUGUGAGAAGAAUUUUCUUUCACAAGCUACCAUGGAAAUAAUCAUUGGCAUGAGAACUCAGUUGCUUGGUCAACUUAGAGCAUCAGGUUUUGUUAGAGCACGAGGUGGUGGUGACAUUCGAGAUGUUAACACAAAUUCCGAGAACUGGGCUGUCGUUAAAGCUGCAUUGGUGGCAGGCAUGUAUCCUAAUUUAGUCCAUGUGGACAGAGAGAAUGUAGUAUUGACAGGGCCAAAGGAGAAAAAAGUUCGGUUUCAUCCCACUUCAGUUCUCAGUCAGCCUCAAUAUAAAAAGAUUCCUCCAGCCAAUGGUCAGGCUGCAGCGAUUCAGGCACUCCCCACAGAUUGGCUUAUUUAUGAUGAGAUGACCAGAGCCCACAGAAUAGCUAAUAUUAGAUGUUGUUCGGUAGUGACCCCCGUCACUGUGUUGGUGUUCUGUGGACCGGCGAGGCUGGCAAGUAACGCUCUUCAGGAACCUUCCUCAUUUCGAGCGGAUGGUAUUCCUAAUGACAGUAGUGACAGUGAAAUGGAAGAUAGAACUACUGCUAAUUUGGCAGCUUUGAAGCUUGAUGAGUGGCUUAAUUUCAAACUAGAGCCUGAGGCGGCCGGUUUGCUGCUGCAGCUCCGGCACAAGUGGCACAGCUUGUUUUUGCGCCGAAUGAGAGCUCCGUCUAAACCCUGGUCUCAAGUUGAUGAAGCCACCAUCCGAGCCAUCAUAGCUGUGCUCAGCACCGAAGAACAGUCUGCGGGCUUACAGCAGCCAUCGGGGAUAGGCCAGAGGCCAAGGCCUAUGUCUUCAGAAGAACUCCCUCUGGCAUCGUCUUGGAGGUCAAAUAACAGUAGGAAAACCUCAGCAGAUACGGAAUUUUCGGAUGAGUCUGCGACUGCAGAAAGAGUAUUGAUGAAAUCUCCAUCUCCAGCACUGCACCCACCUCAGAAGUACAAAGAUAGAGGAAUUUUACAUCCUAAACGAAGCACCGAUGACCGAUCGGAUCAAUCUUCUGUGAAAUCUACAGACAGCAGUAGCUACCCAAGUCCUUGUGCUAGCCCUUCUCCUCCAUCCUCGGGAAAGGGCUCAAAAUCUCCUUCACCAAGACCAAACAUGCCUAUUCGAUACUUCAUAAUGAAGAGUAGCAAUUUGAGAAACCUUGAAAUUUCUCAACAGAAGGGUAUCUGGUCUACAACCCCUAGUAAUGAGCGGAAGCUAAAUCGAGCCUUUUGGGAAAGCAGCAUGGUUUACUUGGUAUUUUCUGUUCAAGGAUCUGGACAUUUCCAGGGAUUUUCUAGGAUGUCUUCUGAGAUAGGAAGGGAGAAGAGCCAGGACUGGGGCUCAGCUGGACUGGGAGGAGUAUUUAAGGUGGAGUGGGUCCGGAAGGAAAGUCUUCCCUUUCAGUUUGCUCACCACUUACUCAAUCCCUGGAACGACAACAAGAAAGUCCAGAUCAGCAGAGACGGGCAGGAACUAGAGCCUCAGGUUGGUGAACAGUUGCUGCAGUUAUGGGAACGCCUUCCACUGGGAGACAAAACUGCAACUGACUGAACUCAGAGCUCUGAGCUACAGAAGAACAUCGUACCUGUUUAAAACCACCGAACACGCUGACUUCUAAGAACUGAGGUGGAGAUGUGUGUUACGAGUGAAUGGGCUUUUCUGGUUGAGAGUGUCACUUAAGACCCACCAUCUUCAUAUAAAGGAGAAAAGGGGAAAGUCUGGAGGACCAAGUCAAAUGAGCUUCACCCCUGAAUCAACACCGGGGCACGCAUCCUGCCCCUGAGCACGCCACCGAUAGGUGACCACGCGUUCCAGUCUGUGAGCUUCCCGCAGCACACGCGCUCACUGUGCUCCAGAACUUUCCACAGAUCCUCUUCAUGCAAAGGCCCGCCACACAGUGCACUCACUUCUGCCCAAGGCCCCUGCGUGUGCCUCGGUCUUCGCAGCCACGGGUGAAAUUUCCAGUCGGCUGUCUCAUAAAAUCACAAACGCUGCAUACUGAAAAUGGAACUACUGUUCUUUCCUACAACGUGCUCCACCAAAAGCUGCUCUCUCUUCAGCGGCCGCCAUUUCCGCAAGGGGCGUGGGGGAUGGGCUCGGAACACAGAGAGACAACCUGAUGCCCAAAAGGUUAAGGAAGAACUUUGACCGGGACCAGACCUUUUGAAAAGUCAAAAGGAUGCGCUGAGAGGAAGAACAGCCGGAGCUGGGGCUCUCCUCCUACCAAACUGUACUUGAACGCUGGCUGCAGCCUCUGGCCUUGGAAGGGCUAGGGGUGGUACUGCUUGUGGACUUUAGAUUCUUUGGUUCUGAGACAUUGGUAUAUUUCAGUUACAGUCAAGACCUGAAAUGUGGUCCCUCUCCCCUGCUGGAGGGUGAUACUGUUGAGGAGGGCUUUAUGUAGUUAAGGAGGAAAGUUGCACAGGUUCUUCCUUGUGAUUAACCCUCUCCCAUGGCCUUCCCUGGUUGGCUUUAGACACGGCUUACAGUUACGAGCAUUGUGUUCUUUCCAGAGCCAACGUCGACCUUAUAAAUAUAUAUAUAAGCAGUAUUGAUGACACAUAAGGGACUUGCUAGGUUGAGUGGAGGGUUUUAUAGUUGACAGUUUCUAGGUAUUUACAUAAUAGUUGAGCAUGGACGUUUUUAUUGUAUAUGUACGUGUUUUUUUUUUUUUUUUAAAGAUAUUAUUACUUGUCAGAGAGGGAGAGAGCGAGCACUAGCAGGGGGAGCGGCAGGCAGAGGGAGAAACAGGCUCCCCCACUGAGCAAGGAGCCGGCUGUGGGACUCGAUCCCAGGACCCUGGGAUCAUGACCUGAGCCAAAGGCAGACACCUAACCGACUGAGCCACCCAGGCGUCCCUGUAUGUGUGUUUUAAAACACUCUCAUAAGAAUCCAUUACUUCCUGCUAGUCAUAGUUUCUGUGAUGAACACCAUGAUUAGUUAUUCAGGUGCCCCACUGGGAAGGAAGAACUUCCUCCCCCAGGACUGGGUGGGCUGCGCGCAGCGGCCCUCAGCUGUCAGAGCCUCGCGGUGUUGCUCCAACUGAAGAGAGCUGCCUUGCCCGAGUCAUGUCCCCUUUCCCGGGUGGCCCAUCUCCAGUGGCUGAUUGAUGUCUGGGGUGUAAACACUCAGCCUUCUCGUCCCAACUCCGGACGACUCCGAAGAGUCAUCCCAGACUCAAGACUUCCUGUGGGGAGGAUAGAGAGCACCAGUGAGACUAUGGAGACUCUUCUUUUCCCUCUGGCCAACUCUGCUUCCUUGCUUCCCCCUUUCUGGUGUCUGUCACUAAAAUACCCCUGCAUGCCAUUCUCCUCCUCAGAGUCAGACCCAACCUGUGACCGUUGGUGGCCAAAAGUAAUCCCCAAAUGCAGAUGCUGGGAUAAGAUUCUGGAUCUGGAUUAUGCGCAAAUGGCUUGACAAUGAGGACUCCCAUCAACAGUGGGUUCUAGCACAUGCAGAGAAGACCAGUACUCCUGGCAAGAGGGAGUGAGUGACAUGAUUUCUCAAGCUUGUGUCAGAGGUUCACACGAACAAAGCUUAGGUCCCAGGUCCCAGACCUUGUCACUGUGGGCCCUGGACACCGCAGGCAGAUUUGAGAUGAAUGAGCUCUGCAAGGACACCAGGACUGACCGAUUCUUGUCAAAAGGUCCCAACACCUGACAGAUAAUGAAGGACCAAAUCAAAUCAGAUCCGAUAGAAUGGAAUCCAGUGGUGUUUGUCGAGCUCUCUGGGUGGAGCGGUGUGCAGCAGCACCUCCCAAAUGGUGCCCAGGGGAAAUCAGCAUGGAACAUUCUGCUGCCCAUCCAGGUAGGAUUGGGCCAAUGGGGCUAAUGCAUCCUGUGUGAUCAUGUUUCUUUCCCCCUGUUUAGGAAGAGAUGAACAUCCACAUGGAUGCUAUAAACAGAUGGAUUUCACUUUCUCUAGUUAGUAUCCAAGGCACUUCCUUAAAAUUUUUAAUUCCAUCAAGAUUUUGCUUCUCCAGAGCCAGAGUGUACUCUUGAGGAGCUAGCACUUCUGAAUUAAAAGAAGAAGAAUGCCACACAGGUGGAUCCAGAGUGUGAAUAAGCAAAACCCAAGGAAGGAGAAGGGGGAGGAUGAUCUAAGGAGCCCAGGUCAUGUCUCCCACAAGGGCUCUUCCCUCCAUCUUGGAGGUUCCACGUACCCAUCUUGUACAAGGACCCUCCGCCAAAAGCAUCUUCCUGUGACUCCAUCUUGUCAGCAAGGUAGACUUUUAGUUGGUCCUCAUCCUUGGAUCUGAUACCACUUUGUGAAGUCUUCUCAGCGCAGCCACCCUACCCCUUCCUCAAGCCUUUUCUCAAAAGGAUCAGGCAGUUACUUUCCUCACUGUUGGCAUGGGUGUAGUUUUUAAAGACACUGUAUAUAUAAAACAUAAUUGCAUUUUUUCAAACCGAAUUUAACAUUUAACUUGAGCCCCAUUUAGUGAAUUCGGAGUUGUCCUGCUUCUUUUUAUAGGGAGGGAAAAGCACAUCCUAUUCUUGGGUCAUCGGUCUAUAUUGGCACGUGACCAUCUCAGUCACAAUGGCUCCUUCCUGCAUGUCUUGGUCAUCAGCUUCAAUCCUUGCUGGCCUCCACAAAACACGGGCUUUCCCAAAUGGACUCAAGAGCAAGUUCUAGAAGAUAGUCCUUGCUUCUUCUGUCUGACUCACCUCAAGACUUCUUUAGGUUCUUGGGCUUUCUCUGCUACACGGAGCCUCCACAGGGUCAGGUCAAGGAGGCUUGUGGUGCUCUUCCAAGCCACAGUGGGUCAUAAGAACUCAGUGGGGGCUGUCUUAAGUUCCCUCUGCCCCAUCACCAUGUCAGCUCCACCAUGAGUGUGGGUGAAUUCUAGGAUUUCCCUUAGGAAGCAAAGUUGAUUUUGUCUGAUCACACAUCCCCAAACUCAACAGUGCAUCCUUUCAGCUGAAGAGGGCAGAGGUGGUCACCAGGGACACAGUUAAUCAGGACCAGUCUCUGGUCCUCUUGCUUCCCUCCCGACUACGCUCAUGUAGCUGAGACAGCUCCCAUCAUGGGUGGGAAAUUCUUGCUGCAAGUAGUCAUCUAUGAGUUUCAUAUCUGGACUUAGAAGCACCAAAGCCAAUAAUUUGAAUCUUUUGUUCUCUGGACUGCCUGUGACAGUCUCCCUCAUGUCCCUCCACUCCCUGAAACAACGGGCACAAAUUGUGACUUCUAUUUCUGUCAAGUAUAUUGUGUGUGUAGGUGUGUGUGGCUUGUUUUCCUCAUUUUUUGAGGUUUUUAUUUUUGGAGAUAUAGGUGUACUAUUUUUGCUCCUUUUCCUGUUUUCUCUCUCUGGCUGACUAUAAUUCACUGAUGACAAUGUGAAUAGCGGCAAGAUGUCCUUGACCAUGUAAGUCAGAUUCUGAGGCUGGCAGGGCAGGAGAUGAAGAGGAGCCUGGAUCCCCGAUAACUUCCUGGAGCAAAAAUCCUUGCCCUGGGCUGCCUACCCCAAGGCAAAUAGCCCUAGCCUCGGAUCCUCUUUUGUGAGAGAAUCCUCCCUUUUUUGUGUUUAAGCUCCUAGUCUUUUGUCUUUAAGUAGAGCUAAACCUACUUCUAACUGAUACCUGUCACGCUAAUUAUUUCAAACUCAAGUCUAAAGUAUGGGGUAAACACAAAGGGAAACAGGACCUCAUUGGCACUCUCAAGGAGCCCACAAGCCAGGGUGAUGGGCAGAAACCUGCACAAUUCACACCAGCACAAGGUCAACUUGGAGAAAUGAAGAAAGAUGUGCAAAAUGCCAUAGGAGUUUUGAGGUGAAGGACAUACAAGUGUAGCAUGGAGCAAAUAAAGGGGAAGACUCGGCAGAAGAUGGGUCUUGAUGGAAAAGGAAAGAUUGGUUUUGUUUUUUUGUUUUUGGCUGGAGACAGGAAGGGAAGGGUUUUCCAGGUAAAGGGGGAUUGCACGGUACCUGUUCCAGAAAUGCCCCAUUGUCUAGUUUGGCAACAUUCCCGUGUGGAGAAGUGCGGGAAGAGAUGAGGGUGGAGACCUAGGCUGAGGUUCAUCGAAUGCCCAAGUAGCAGGGGCAGCCGAAAAAGAGUGAUGAGCUUUUCCCUUUUUUCUUCCCACGUUUUUGAUGUUCUGCACUCAGCCAAAGCCUACGACUUCCCUGGGAGCAGAGAUGUUAACAUUCUGAAGGUUAAGAUGGAAAUGAAAAGCAGUGUUAAUAUUUAGCUUAUGAAAUUCAAGAGAAUUUAGCAGCAAGACAAUGAGCUCAGAAGCCAGGUUUUGUCUUAAAAGGAAGACAACCUUCUGAUUUCUUUUAUCAGGCAGAGAACAGACGCCAGAGGCCUCAUAUCAUAGGAUUCUGCUACAGUGUUUAAAAGAUUCCCUGAUCCCUUUUAGGGCCUGUCUAGGCCCGGAGGCUUGAUGCCCACAUAGAAAUCAUUCAAGAAUAAGACAGAACGGAGCUUCCCAACCUGCAUGCUGCCGGUGGGUUAGAGGCACCUUCAAACUCUUGGUCUUCAGGAAAACCUGGCAUGACUCAAGGUCGCCAUGCUCCCUGGCUGGUAGCUUCUGGACAUGAAUAGUUUUGUCUGGGACUUAAGCAAAAUGGAAUUGGGCACUCUCCCUGUGCUUGGCCUACGAGAUGUCUACACUCGCGCAUGGACUUCAGCAGUGAGCCGAGGGGUAGGGUGUGUUGCCGUCCAUUGUGGACACACAGUCUUUGAUGCUGCUGGGGAUUGCUUUUCUUCCAGGGUGAGCUCAGGAGCAUGGGGUGCAAUCUGAGGGCCUGUGGUCAAGGUUCAGAGGAGGGGGAGGCCUGGCGGAGUGCUGGCAGACCCCUUGAGGCUGUUUUUCCAUAUAUCAGAUCCUUUUGUCCUAAUGCAACAGAGGCACCCUUUUCUAGUGCCUCAGGUAGCGAAGGAGUGACUGCUCUCACAACGUACGCCCCUCCGGCAAAUAACUUUACCAUUAGUCUGAGUGCCUGAUGUGGGGAAAAGUUUGGUUGGAAUUCAAGUGCUUUUGCAUUAUCAUCAAAAUUUUAACAUACAUGUGUCACGAAAGAAAAGAAAAUGCUGAUAGAGUCUUUAAAUGUCAUCUCAACUCCUGUAAAUUUUGGAGUUUUGGAAAAUUCCAAAAUUUCAUGUUGCUGUAAAAUAUUGGGUGUAAAAGGGGCACCUGGAUGGCUCAGUCGUUAGGCGUCUGCCUUUGGCUCGGGUCAUGAUCCCAGAGUUCUGGGAUCGAGCCCCGCAUCGGGUUCCCUGCUCGGCGGGAAGCCUGCUUCUCCCUCUUCCAUUCCCCCCUGCUUGUGUUCCCUCUCUCGCUGUCUCUCUCUCUCUGUCAAAAUAAAUAAAUAAAAUCUUAAAAAAAAAAAAUAUUGGGUGUAAAAAAGCAUUUUAAAUUUAUCACCCAUUUGUGAUAAUAGAGUUUCUCUAUUAUCAACUCUCAUCAAGUUUCUCAUCCAUAUCAACUCUCUGGAAUUUGAACAGCUCAUCAUUAAAAACUUGACCAGGAAUUGCUUGGGGGCCUAUUUUAGGAAAAAAAGCUGAUAUGCAAUUUAUUUAUUUUUUGUUUCUAGCAUUAAUUAAUUAGUUAACGAAUUAAUUAAUUUACAUUCCAGUAUAGUUCACAUACAGUGUUACAUUAGUUUCAGGUGUACAAUAUAGUGAUUCAACACUUCUAUACAUUUCUCAGGGCUCAGCCUGAUAAGUGUGCUCUUAAUCCUCAUCACCUAUCUCACCCAUCCCCCACCCACCUCCCCUUCGGUAACUACCAGUGUGUUCUCUAUAGUUAAGAAUCUGUUUUUUUGUUUGUCUCUUUUUUUCCCUUUGUUUUGUUUCUUAAAUUCCAUAUAUGAGUGAAAUCAUAUGGUAAUUGUUUUUCCCUGACUGACUUAUUUCACUUAGCAUAAUACUCUCUAGCUCCAACCAUGUCAUUGCAAAUAGCAAGAUUUCAUUCUUUUUUAUGGUUGAUUAAUAUUCCAUUAUAUAUAUACAGCCCAUCUUCUUUAUCCAUUCAAUUACUGAUGGACACUUGGAUUGUGUCCCUAUUUUGGCUAUUGUAGAUAAUGCUGCAAUAAACCUAGUGGUGCAUAUAUAUAUUUGAAUUCAUGUUCUUGUAUUUUUUGGGUAAAUACCUAGUAGUGGAGUUACUGGAUCGCAGUGUGAGAUGGUGUAGGCUUGUAAGCCCCUUGCAGGCCCAGAUCAUUUGAGGACUGCACUGAGGUUAAGGACGGCCAGGCAGGCCUGGGCCAGGAGGAGAAAAUGUUCUCUUCCCCUUAUCUCAUGUUGCAAGGCCUAAAUGCCUGGACCAGCAGAAAGUGGCUCUUGCCUAGCUUAAAGUGUGUCUUUCUAAACAGAAGUGUUCUUUCUAAAGACAAAGAACAUGUUGUCUCCAAAGGAAGGAUGGCUAAGAGAAUUCUUUGUUCUGCAAGUAUAAACAGGAUGUAUUUUGUUCUUAUUGAAUUUCGUGUAUAUUUCACUUCACGGAUGUUGGCUUGAUACUUUAAGUAUACAUUGUUAUGUUUAUCUGAUCUCUGCGAGUAUAUAGCUACGUGAGAAAUAAACGGCAGUAUGCAGUUGCAAGUGCUGCCUUUGCUCUGCAUCCCCUGUGUCCUGGUGAUUUCGUAGACCCUUACCCAGGGACCCCAACGCACUAGACGUUGACAAUUGGCGCCCGAACAGGGACCCUGAAGGACGUACAGGAAGGGUGAGUAACUUAAUUAAGUACAGGGUGAUGGGACAAGAAACUUCUACUCCUUAUGUUCGAAUGCUGAAGCAUUCACUUGCUGUCUAUGGUAUCACUGUCGCUUCUAAUGAUAUUGAGCUGUGUUUGAAGGUGGUUCGAGAAUGGAAUCCUUGGUUUCCAGAGGAGGGAACUUUAGAUUUAGAUAAUUGGCAGCGAGUCCGACAUAAUGUCGAGAAGGCAAUGAGACAGGGAGAAAAAAUUCCCGUGCGGUUUUGGUCUAUUUGGUCGAUUAUUUUUACAGUGCUUAAAGCGAUGGAGGAUGACCGCACGGUCGAAGACUUCCAUAAGGAGAUGGCUCCUUCUAUACAAGACCUCCCUUUAGAUACGGAUGAGAAAAGGGCGGUAGAGAAAGAUACCUUUAAGCUUACUCCAUCCCGUGAGCCUAGCGAGUGUGGUAAUGAAGAACCAAAACCGAAAGUAAAGUCGGAUCCCGAGGUGGAGCGUGUGUGGAAGGUUUUUCAGCAGGUUAUGGCUAUGACGGAGGAGUCUAAGAAACCCUCUAGGAAGCCCUCUGCUCCGCCUUUGCCGUCUGUACCAGCUCUUUCUUCUAAAAAUCCUUUCCUUUCUGCUGCUUUAGCUGAGCUUGAUGCGCUAGAGGAUAGCGAUGAUGAGGCUGGCACAGGUAAUUCUGUCUUUGCUUUUCCUGUUAUUAGGCCUCCCCCGGUCCAGGGAGUGGCACAAGCACCAUAUUAUGAAGGAAUAGGUAUAGAAGAUAUUGGUUGCUUGAAAAAGGCAGUGUCUUUAUAUGGACCUCAAUCACAUUAUGUUAAGGAGCUAGUUAAUAGUCUAGCUCGACAUUAUAACAAUUUUUCUCCUGAGGACUGGAGGGUCCUCUGUCGGGCUCUUUUAAAAGAGCCUGAGUAUCUGCAGUGGCAGAUGUGGUUUUCUGAACUUUGUAUGUAUGUACAUGUGGUAAUAGAUACAUAUUGUCAAUUUAUAUGGGCCACAGCACAAAGUGGCGAAACUGCACAACAUGUUAUCACCCAUCUCUUAGAAACUUUUGCUGUGAUGGGUUUACCAUCUAUUAUUAAAACAGAUAAUGGACCUGCAUAUAGCAGUAAAAAAUUUCAAACUUUCUGUAAACAAUAUGGUAUAAUGCACAAAACAGGCAUUGAGUAUAAUCCUCAAGGGCAAGCUAUUGUAGAACGUGCACAUAAUACCUUAAAGUUACAAAUUAAAAAAUUAAAAAGGAGGAAAAAGGAUCAUAUCUUAGCAUUCACUCAAUCUAAUGCGCAUUCUAUUUUACAACAAGCACUGUUUACAUUGAAUUUCUUGAAUCUUCCACAGGGAGAUAUCCUGUCCCGAGCAGAAAAACAGUUCAUAGAGGGAGAGGUCGCUCCCCCUCCAUUAAAUGAACAUAUAUGGCUUAAACCGACUGCAGAUGCAGAAUGGCAACCGGGGCUAUUGCUUUGCAGAGGGAAGGGUUAUGCUUAUGUCUCCACAGAGGAUGGACGGACCUGUUCCUGGCUCCCUACGCGAUGGAUCCGGUCAAGGACCAAUUCGAACGGCACCGUAUCCCACCAGGCAAUGGAUGGGGAAUCCAGACCAAGAUGAACUUCCGUUACAGGCCAUGGCACAUCUGAAUUUGGGAGGACGACGUCACCGUCGGCAGAUAUUUGCUACUGCUUUGCCGACUUGGGGGCAAAUUAAAAAGCUUAGUGGGGAAGGGCAAAAAAUCCUGCAGCGAACAGGGAAGGCUUGUACGCCUGAAAAUUUAUUUUUGGCUAUGUGUGCCUUGCUUACUGUAUCAGAUGCCGCUACGUUGGCCAAUUUACUUCUUAAGCAACUUGAGGGACUAGAUCCAAAAGGUAUUAUUCAGAGUUUGGGGCAUACUGCUGGAGGAAUGGGAUUUGUAUUGUUGAUUGUUAUCUUAUGCUUUAUGCUGUUGCAUUUUUGCUAUCUAAAACCUUCCCAGAAUUCUAUGGCCAUCCUUUGGAGGGCACUUUUAUUAAAACAAAAGAAAAAAGAAGGAAUUGAGAUGGUGUAGGCUUGUAAGCCCCUUGCAGGCCCAGAUCAUUUGGGGACUGCACUGAGGUUAAGGACGGCCAGGCAGGCCUGGGCCAGGAGGAGAAAAUGUUCUCUUCCCCUUAUCUCAUGUUGCAAGGCCUAAAUGCCUGGACCAGCAGGAAGUGGCUCUUGCCUAGCUUAAAGUGUGUCUUUCUAAACAGAAGUGUUCUUUCUAAAGACAAAGAACAUGUUGUCUCCAAAGGAAGGAUGGCUAAGAGAAUUCUUUAUUCUGCAAGCAUAAACAGGAUGUAUUUUGUUCUUAUUGCAUUUCGUGUAUAUUUCACUUCACGGAUGUUGGCUUGAUACUUUAAGUAUACAUUGUUAUGUUUAUCUGAUCUCUGCGAGUAUAUAGCUACCUGAGAAAUAAACGGCAGUAUGCAGUUGCAAGUGCUGCCUUUGCUCUGCAUCCCCUGUGUCCUGGUGAUUUCGUAGACCCUUACCCAGGGACCCCAACGCACUAGACGUUGACAGCAGUGUAGUUCUAUUUUUAAUUUUUUGAGGAACCUCCAUACUGUUUUCCACAGUGGCUGCACCAGUUUGCAUUCCCAUCAACAGUGCAAGAGGGUUCCUUUUUCUCUACAGCCUCAUCAACACCUGUUGUUUUUUGUGUUGUUGAUUUUAACCAUUUUGACAGGUGUGACAUGACAUCUCAUUGUGGUUUUGAUUUGCAUUUCCCUAAGGGUGAGUGAUGUUGAGCUGAUACACAAUUUAUGUGCAUGGGAUCAACCUCAAGUUUUUCUUAAAAGAUUAGAAAAUAUCUUAUUUGUGUGUUUUAUAAACAUUCAAAAUUUAGUAACUUUCCUAAUACUUGGCCUUUUGUUUAUUAUAGUUGUAUAUCAUAAAAACAAUGUGAUACAUUUUCCAGAAAGCCACCUGUAGAUGUUGCCAGAUCUCCUCCAGUUUACUCCAGUGUGCUGACCAAAUAUCACCCCAUUUUGUGUUUGUUAUGAGAAAGGAUUGGAAGCACUGAUGAAGAGGAAGAAAAGCGUGAGGUCCCGCCAUCCCCUCCACAGAAGGUGGAGGUCAGGCGUCAAGGAUUAUAGAAUGGUCCAGAUGGCUAGGUGGGAGCUUCAGGAGGAAGAUCAGGCCCGGCCUUCCAGAAAGAAGAAAUUAAGCUUUCUGGCCACGUGUGAAGACAGAGACUCCUGAGAGAGUGCAACGGCAUGGGGAAUUUGUUCAUCACACCUCGGCAUACACAGGAAGAAGAAAAAGACUCAUCCACAACAAUCUCACGGUGUACAACAUAAUAAUCCGAUAUUUGUAUAUACGGCGGUCAGCUGAUCCACUUACGAAGGAAGAGAUAAGAGUGGAGCCUGGAAUUGAUUCCCUCAAAACCAACCAUGCUUAUGACCCCUUGGGAAUACUUAAUGGCCCUCUGGAAGUCUGUGUUUUCCAGUUGGAAAGGGCACGCCUCGAGGGCAUGCCACCAAAAUCCUUAAUAUCCAUAUUUGUUAUAUGUUUUCUUCAAGGUAAAUACAUAAUUACCAUUCAUAACAAGUUCUGUGUGACUUUUUGGCAUC
Messenger RNA from Mirounga angustirostris (Northern elephant seal), 15170 nucleotides. It is a transcript of the gene YTHDC2, whose product is annotated as YTH N6-methyladenosine RNA binding protein C2. The record is from RefSeq and is a predicted model, not a curated record. Gene Ontology annotation, cellular component: intracellular anatomical structure. Gene Ontology annotation, molecular function: RNA binding; helicase activity; protein binding. Lineage: Eukaryota; Metazoa; Chordata; Mammalia; Carnivora; Phocidae. Bases 205 to 4491 code for a protein of 1428 amino acids. The transcript is spliced from 38 exons.